CUGUAUUGCACCGGUUUCUGGAUUCUGGUUGAACGACGAAAAUCGUAUUCGUUGAGGGGCCUCAUAUGAACUUAUUCCUAACGGCGGGGCAGGCUGAAAAGGAGCAGCAGGCUGCUGGGCUCAUUCUGGUAGGGCUCACUGCACCUAUGGCCCAAAUAUGGCCCAUCAGCGACCCAUUCCCCAGGCCUACAACCGUAAACCUCCUCUAUCUAACCUCCUCCACCACGCGCAUCCACGCAAACCCUACCAGCCUCUCUCUCCCGCUCCACCUCCGCCGCCGCCGCCGCCGCAGCAAGAGACAUGGGGGCGUACAAGUACGUGUCGGAGCUAUGGAGGAGGAAGCAGUCGGACGUGAUGAGGUUCGUGCAGCGCGUGCGCUGCUGGGAGUACCGCCAGCAGCCGGCCAUCGUCCGCCUCACCCGCCCCACCCGCCCCGACAAGGCCCGCCGCCUCGGCUACAAGGCCAAGCAGGGCUAUGUGGUUUACCGUGUUCGCGUCAGGCGUGGUGGCAGGAAGAGGCCAGUGCCCAAGGGUAUUGUCUAUGGCAAGCCCAAGCACCAGGGUAUUACCCAGCUCAAGUUCCAGAGGAACAAGAGGUCAGUUGCUGAGGAGAGAGCUGGACGCAAGCUGGGUGGACUCAGGGUGCUCAACUCCUACUGGGUGAAUGAGGACUCCACCUACAAGUACUUUGAGAUCAUCCUUGUGGAUGUUGCUCACAGCGCUAUCCGCAAUGACCCAAGGAUCAACUGGCUCUGCAAGCCUGUGCACAAGCACCGUGAGCUCCGUGGCCUCACCUCUGCUGGCAAGAAGUACCGUGGCCUGCGCGGCAAAGGCCACACUCACCACAAGGCCAGACCUUCCCGCAGGGCCACCUGGAAGCGCAACCAGACCGUCUCUCUUCGUCGCUACCGUUAAGCUUAUGUGCUUUGGUGUUUCGUUACAGUGGAAUCUGUCCCUUGCAGACAUUAAUUAUCUGUCUAUUUUCUUGUGAUGAGAGAAAGAAUUAUUCAGUUAUCGAAUAUCUCAUGAUUUGGCAUUUUCAGGGUGUUAUUCAUAGUUGGUAUUAACUAUCUGACUUCGUGCUAUUGUCUUUCCUUUGAUCGUGAUUCCAGAAAGUAAAUCUGCUUUACCAA
Molecule: messenger RNA, 1133 nt
Organism: Oryza sativa Japonica Group (Japanese rice)
Lineage: Eukaryota; Viridiplantae; Streptophyta; Magnoliopsida; Poales; Poaceae
Product: large ribosomal subunit protein eL15
Biological process (GO): cytoplasmic translation
Cellular component (GO): cytosolic large ribosomal subunit; ribosome
Molecular function (GO): RNA binding; structural constituent of ribosome
Source: RefSeq, a predicted model, not a curated record